Scomber scombrus (Atlantic mackerel) is the source of this 4587-nucleotide messenger RNA. It is a transcript of the gene trpm2, whose product is annotated as transient receptor potential cation channel, subfamily M, member 2. NCBI's taxonomy places the organism in Eukaryota, Metazoa, Chordata, Actinopteri, Scombriformes, Scombridae. The record is from RefSeq and is a predicted model, not a curated record. The transcript is spliced from 32 exons. Gene Ontology annotation, biological process: calcium ion transmembrane transport. Gene Ontology annotation, molecular function: ligand-gated calcium channel activity. Gene Ontology annotation, cellular component: membrane. The coding region runs from base 1 to 4260 and encodes 1419 amino acids.
AUGGAGGAUGCUAAGGUGAAGUCACAGCUGCUUCAUUCUCUGGCGAUCAGCAUAGCCAAAGCAUCUAAGCACUUUUCUCUUUCACCUACUUUCCAGCGCUGCACCUUUGCCUCCUGGAUCAAGGAGAACAUCCGCAAGAGGGAAUGUUGCCUCUUUGAAAAAGGUGACAGAGAGGAUAUCUGUAAGUGUGGCUACUCAAAGACUGUGCAUGUGGAUGAAGCCAUCAAGCCAGACGAAUUCACAGGCGAGUCGUGGGACAUACACAGACAUGUCCGUGAAGUGCCCAGCGAUGCUUUCGGAGACAUCAACUUUGGUGGUUUGGGACAGAAGACUGGCAAGUAUGCGCGAGUGUCCACAGACACCAGCCCUGAGAUCUUGUACGAGUUACUGACUGAACAGUGGAAACUUUCCCCUCCCAACCUGCUGAUCUCAGUGACCGGAGGAGCCAAGAACUUCUACCUGAAGGCUGGGCUCAAGAAUAUGUUCCACAGAGGUCUUAUCAAAGUGGCCCAGACAACAGGUGCGUGGAUCAUCACCGGAGGUUCCCAUGCAGGUGUGAUGAAGCAUGUAGGGCAGGCUCUGAGGGAUUACACCCUGAGCAGCAACUCCAUGCAGGGCCAGAUCGUGGCAAUCGGAGUGGCAACAUGGGGAAUAAUUCACAACAGGGAUGUUUUGGUGCAUUCAGAGGGUUGUUUCCCAGCCCAUUACUCGAUGGACAUCAAUGGCCAGGGCCGACUGUCCUGCCUCGACAACAACCACACGCAUUUCCUGCUGGUGGAUGAUGGGACCCAUGGAAAAUACGGGGUGGAAAUCGAACUGCGGAGUCGUCUGGAGAAAUGCAUCUCCAGAAAGCAUCUUGGAAAUAAAGAGAGUGGUGUUACCAUCCCUGUGGUGUGUGUUGUCUUGGAUGGAGGACCAGGUACUCUGAAUACCAUCUAUAACGCCAUGCUGAAUGGUACACCGUGUGUGAUCCUGGAGGGCUCCGGGAGGAUAGCAGAUGUGAUCGCCCAGGUAUCAGGACUGCCAGUGACCCGGAUCACUAUCAGCCUCAUCAGCCAGUUAUUAGAGAAGUUUUUCGGCCAAGAGUAUGAAAACUUCGCUGACCUCAAGAUAAUAAAAUGGACCAAGCAGAUUCAGGACAUCAUCAGGAUGUCACACUUGCUGACAGUAUUCAGAGUAAGCGAGGACAAUCAUUGUGAUGUGGAUGUAGCCAUUCUUCAAGCACUCCUUAAAGCUUCGAGGAUCAGCGAGACACUGGGAACAGAGGCCUGGAAGAGGCAGCUGGAGCUGGCUAUAGCCUGGAACCGAGUGGACAUUGCUGAGACUGAGAUCUUCACUGAGGAAAGUCAGUGGAAGUCCAGUGACCUCCAUUGGGCCAUGUUCUCCGCCCUGGUUGGCAACAAGCCUCAGUUUGUGAGUCUGCUGCUAGAAAACGGUGUGAGUCUGAGGGAUUUCCUGAAUGACGAGGACACUCUGUGUGAGCUCUACAAACAACUGCCCCCCUGCUUUUUUCUAAAUAAGCUGGCCAAGCGGGUCCACAGUUCCCGCCGCAGUAUGAAACGAGUGUUCUUCAGGUCUCGACCUCACCGAGGGAAAGGUGAAAGCAUUUCCAUGACUCAUGUGUCCGAUGAGGUGCGCCACCUGCUGGGCAGUUUCACCAAGCACCUCUACCCUGCCACCACGACACAUGACUUCAACGUGUCCAUGGAGGAUUCAUCAGUGUCAGAACUAAAAUGUACUCCAGCUCUACUCAGCACUGAGGCACAGAGGGAUCCAGGCAGAGAUCUUUUUCUUUGGGCUAUUGUCCAGAACAAUAGAGAGCUGGCUGAAAUAGCCUGGGAGCAGUGUAGAGACUGCAUGUCUGCUGCUCUGGCCGCCAGUAAGAUCCUGAAGAAAAUGGCUCAAGAAGGAAAUGAUGCAGACGAGGCAGAGGAUAUGUGCGCACUCGCCAGCCACUAUGAGCAACAUGCCAUUGGUGUGUUCAGCGAGUGUUAUAACUGUGAUGAGGAGCGAGCUCAGAAGUUGUUGGUUCGUGCGUCGCCGUAUUGGGGCAGGACGACGUGCCUGAGGCUGGCACUGGAGGCAGAUGAUAAGAAUUUUGUAGCUCUGUCAGGUGUUCAGGCUCUUCUGACUCAGAUCUGGUGUGGCGGGCUCUCAGUGGACAACCCUGUGUGGAGAGUCCUAAUCUGCAUGAUUUUCUUCCCGCUUAUCUACAUUGGCUUUCUGACUUCCAGCCUGCGGCACCUGAAGCCUGUGAGCAAGUGGUCCAGAUUGGCCUGCCUGUACAACUCUCCGCAGGUCAAAUUUUACUUCAACAUAGUGUCCUACUUCGCCUUCCUCUUCCUGUUCGCUGUGGUGCUCAUGAUCGAUUUCCAGGAAACGCCAUCUGCUGGGGAGGUGCUGCUCUACAUCUGGCUGUUCUCUCUGGUGUGUGAGGAGGUCAGACAGUUGUUUCAUGAUCCUGAUGGCUUUGGAUUUCGGAAGAAAUCCACAAUGUACAUCAAAGACAUGUGGAAUAUUUUAGAUGCCAUGUCCAUCAUCCUCUUUAUUAUCGGGCUUGCAUUUAGGCUGACGACUGAGCUCUUCUAUGCGGGUAAAGUCCUCCUCUGCAUCGACUUUGUGAUCUUCUGCCUCCGUCUCAUGGCGAUCUUCACCAUCAGUCGAACUCUGGGACCAAACAUCAUCAUAGUCAGGAGAAUGGUGAUGGAUAUGUUCUUCUUCAUGUUCUUGUUGAGUAUCUGGGUAGUGGCAUACGGUGUGGCGAAACAAGGCAUCCUCAUCCACAAUGACAAUCGACUGGACUGGAUCAUGCGCGGGGCUGUUUACGAGCCAUACCUCAUCAUAUUUGGGAAUUUUCCCACAAAUAUAGAUUAUGCUGAGUUUAACAUUGACACUUGCACCAUGAAUGGCACUGAUCCUCUGAAGCCUAAGUGUCCAGUGCUGAAUGAAAACCAAACACCAGCCUUCCCCGAGUGGCUCACCAUCAUCAUGCUUUGUGUUUACUUGCUCUUUGCAAACAUACUGCUGCUCAACCUGCUCAUAGCUAUCUUCAACUUUACGUUCCAGGAAGUGCAAGACAACACAGACAGGAUAUGGAAGUUCCAGAGAUAUGAGCUAAUAAAGGAGUACCACAGCCGUCCCGCUGCCCCUCCUCCAUUUAUCAUCUUCAGCCAUCUUUACCUCCUUAUCAGAAACACGGUGCUGUGCAAGCCCCCCAUCAAAAGCAAAGAAUUCAAGGAUGUGCUUCCUCAGAUAGAGGAAGAGGAGCUGUUGUCCUGGGAGGCCUUGAUGAAGGACAGAUACCUGCUGUCCACGCAGCAGGAGCAGAGCCAGAGCAUGGAGCGACGCAUCCUGGACACAGCCCAAAAGGUUACCACCAUGACGGAUAUGCUGGAGAGGGAAGAGGAGACGAGCUCUGCUGCUAUGAUGAAAAGACUGGCCAGACUAGAGGAGCAGGUUUCCCAGUCAGCCAAAAUCCUGCAGUGGAUUAUGGACAGUCUGAAAUCUCAGGGUUUUGCAGCAAAAGAAUCACAACCAACGACAUCAACUACAACAGACAGUGAGUCCCCUGACAUUGAAAAAGAGAAAGGUGGAUUUCAUGUGAAUGCCCGUCAGUUCGACUACCCAAACAGCAAACUUAAACGCUUCCCUGUGCCUGAGGAAAAGGUGCCAUGGGAGGUCAAAUUCAUCUCAUACAUGCCGACUCCUUAUACCCCAGAGGACAGUGGCGACCACAGGGACGGAGCAGAAUCAGAAGCCUUAGAUAAUUACAGAAACCCAUCAGGGAGGACGGGCAUCACGGGACGAGGUGCGCUCAGCCGCUUGGGUCCAAAUCUGAAUGUAGACCUUGUGCUCACACGCUGGCAAGACAGCGAGAGAUCUGUUUUGGAGUUUCUGGCCAUUGGAGACGAGAACCACCAAACCGUGACUUUACCUGGGGGACCUGUCGAAUCUGCUCAUCACUUGCCACUGACUCUUGAGAGCACCAUGGGGAAGAAGCUGUAUGAAAAGUUAAAUGAAAAAAUAUCGGAGGGCACAAAGGUGUCUACAGGUUAUGUGGAUGACAGCAGGAAUACGGAUAACGCCUGGGUGGAAAUCACUGUCAUAAACCUUCACCUGGACAGAACGAGCCAGAUUAUGACAGAAAUCAAUAAGGUGGCAUGUCUUCAGUGGCAGGAGGUGAAUAAAAAAACAAGACUUAUCUCAAACCAAAGAGACUCUUUGCGGCGGGUCGCUGACCUGCACAACAGGAAGUUCUAAUCUUCACACCGCUGUAGCUACGUGUCCGUCUACAGCUUUCCUUGUGCCUGUUCAUGUGGCCUUUUGUUAUUCUGUUGCACUGAUCGCACAGAUUUAAAAAAACAAGACUUAAUAUUUGCCAAAAUAUAUGCUGCUUCAUAUUAAUCUUCAACAUUUUGCACUAAUGUCAAAAACAAACUGUAUGUUUUAGCCUACACACUGUGCUGUACGCUUCAUACACGUGUAAGCAUCCACAUGUGCACUGAUUUACUCAUGUACUGUACAAUCUUGAGGUUCUUGCACUUUAAUAUUUCCAUCUUAUGCCCCUUUACACUUCUACAUCACCAC